Molecule: messenger RNA, 2784 nt
Organism: Cylicocyclus nassatus
Lineage: Eukaryota; Metazoa; Nematoda; Chromadorea; Rhabditida; Strongylidae
Source: the annotation of a GenBank genome assembly
AUUUCUAAAUUUGAAAUUCCAUUUGAAGGUGAAAUGGUUGGAAAAAAGAAGCAGAAAACAAUGACAAAGAAGAAGACCAAGUCCACCGCUAAAGUCAAUCCUUUUGAGCUGAAGUUCAAUCGCUUGAAGCACGAUGUGCUUGGAAAGAAGAAAGGAACGCUCGGAGUGGGGCACCCAGGACUGUCUCGUAAACGCGCGUACGAACAACGAGCUAAAACUAUUGGUGUGGAGUACGAUCGUGUGGGAAACGUCAAUAAGAUCAUCGAUAAACGGAUAGGCGAAAAGAAUCGUGAGAUAACAAACGAAGAAAAGGCUUCAUUGAGAUUUACCGCGGAACGCGUCAAACACCUGAAGAAAGGUAGCAAAUUCAACCUUACUGACGACAACGACGAUCAUUCCGAAGUACUUACACAUGGCGGAAAAGAGCUGACGAGUGUACAAAAGUAUGACAAGAUCAUUGCAUCCGACGAUGAAGACGAUGCUGGCAACAUCAGUGCUGAUGUGGUCAAAGUUGCUCACUUUGGUGGAGGCGAUCUUGAUUCAACGAGAAAUGGUGACGAGAAGCCCAGUCGAAAAGAUAUCAUUGCUGAGCUUAUUGCCAAGACUCGGCAAGCUAGAGAGAAUAAGCAGAACGCAAAGGAUGAUAUGGAGACUGCUACAGAAGAACUAGAUGCCAAGUAUUUGAAAAUCUUGGACAAAGUAAAGAAUACCUUCCGUCCCGUUGGAGCUACAAGGUCUGAGAAACCGCAGAAAGACGACUACGAUCAAUUGGCUAUAAGUCUCAAAAUUGAUGCUGAUGCACGCGCUACCCCUGCUGAGCGCACGAAAACAGCAGAAGAGCUUGCAGCUGAAGAGAAGCACCAUCUGGAAGAAAUGGAAUCACUUAGAAUUGCAAGAAUGAAUGCAGAAAAAAAUAAGCGUGGUCAUAUCUCCAUCGAUGCUGACGUUUCGAAUGCUCCCAAAAAGAAAAGCAAAAAAGAGGGUUUUGAAGUCCGCUUUGAUUCUUCUGGCAGUCUUUUGAACAAGGAAAAGGUAGAACGUGUGACCAAGAAAAGGAUUUUGAUCGACUCUGACGAUGAAGUUACUGAUGAGGAGCUCGAAGACGAGAAUGAGGAAGAGCUUGAUGGUUUGAUUGCUGAGCAAGGAGAUGAGCACGCUGAGUCUGCAGGAGGGAAUGAAGACAAGGAAGAAAAUUCCGAUGAAGAGGCUGACGAUGAAGAAGAGGGAGGUGAUCACACUGGUGAGGAAAGUAGUGCAGACGAGGAUGAAGAGGAUGAGGUUGUGGAAGCGAAUCACGACAGUUCAGGGGACGAACAAGCAAGAGAAAAGCGGCUUCCAUUGGCAGCUGAUGAAGAUCUGCAGAUUCCUUUUCUUUUUCAAAUGCCGGGCACUUAUGAGGCACUAAGGAACCUCUUGGAAAAAUAUCCUACCAACAAAAUGGAAAUUGUUUUAGAACGGUUGAUCAAGUGUCACCAUCCUAGUCUAGCUGAAGGCAACAAAAAGUUACUUUCUAAAUUGUUCCUCUACCUUCUCCGCUUCUUCGAUGAUUGCUCAAGGUUGCCGAUCGAUGAAGAGACCUUGAAAACGCUUGGAACACUCACAAAAAUAUUAUACUCUUUGUUGAAGUUUGACGUUGAAUUCAGCGUCAGAUGUGUUCGUGCUUUGAUACGUCAGGACUGGAAGUUACGGAUAAACAAACCUAAAUCGCCGGUCUCUUUUUCAGUUAUCGCUCUCUUGCGGUUGAUAGCAUCACUUUUUCCUGUGUCUGAUAGAUGGCAUCCAGUUUGUUCCCCAGCUAUGGCUCUAGCUGCUGUAUCGCUUGCAAAAUGUCACAUAGAAAAUAUGGGCAUUCUUGUACGACAAAUUCUUCUUGUGACAGUUGUUGCUGAUUUUGUGGAAGAGAGCAGGCGGUUCGUUCCUGAGGCUAUUGCGUUCUGUCAGGGAGCUUUACUAAUGGCAGUUGAGAACUCCGACAGCGAGAGGGCUCCGUCAACGGCUUUUCCCAUAUCGUUACCUCAUAGACAAAUGCUGUACAUCACCAAGGAUCUACCAAAAGAUUCCACGAUCGAGCCUUUGCAUCUUUCAGAUGUUUUUAGUGAAGAUAGUAUCCUUGAAGACUCAGACGAAAUGCGCUGCCGGAUUCUGCGUUCUCUUAUCGCCGUAGUGCAAAAAUAUCGUCUCCUCUAUGCUGCUCAUGAGCAUACCUUCACAGCAACAUUCCAGCCCUUCGUCGAACUUUUGAAGCGAAUUCCAUCUGCUCGUCUACCCUCCACGUUAGCAGAGGAGAUCGAUGCUCUCUUGCGUUCUAUGGAAGCUGAAUGCAAAGCACAUUCAAAACUCACUCAGAUGAGUCGUGUAGUCACUGAGAAGAGCAUGCUGAAAAUGUUGGAACCGCGGUUUGAAGAAGAUUUCGACCCCGAAAGACCGCGCAUAGGUCGUGAUAUGAAGCGCAAAGGAGCACGUGCUGAGAAGGAGAAACUUCAGCAUUUGAUCAAGAAGGAGACUCGUGGUGCUAUUAAAGAACUUCGCAAAGAUGCUUCGUUCUUAAACAGAAAGCAAAGAAGGGAAGUGGCUGCCAAAGAUCGCGAUAGGAGAGAAAAGACGAAACGGUUGAUGAGUGGACUUCAGUCACAGCAAGGUGAAUGGAAUAAGGAACUGCAAAGUCUGCAAUACACCUCUACACGAAUCGUGGAGACGAUCAUACUUCAACACAAAAGACCAUCGGUGGGUCGUACGUGUAUUGCCGUUUCGGACCAUACGAUCCGCCGUGUAGCUCAUUUCUAA